GCAGUUAUGGCAAAAGUACUUACUUCAAUGUCUCUAUAGAUGAUCUUUUUGUAUAUUUAUUUUUAGUUGUAGAUCUUUUGAAGACUUCUCAAAAAUAUGUUUGAAUUGUAUACACAUUGAAAGUGGGCAUUGUGAAGAUAGAUCUUAACUUUGUUAAUGUUAUGCAGAUUUUUUUUUACUUAUGGUUUUUAUUGGGCAUUAUGGAUUUAAGGUUUAUGAAGUUUCACUUUUAAAAUUGUACAAAUUAAAGAAGCUCUCUCGACAUUUUUUAUUUGAUGUUCCUGGAUAAUUUACUACACUAAUCUUACAAGAGUAAAACCAAAAGUUUGUUAACAAUGAAGCAUAUAAAAAGUUGGUUGAUGUCAAAUUCAGAACAAGAUGAAAGAGCUGAAACUCAGAAAAAGGCAUUUGGAAAGUGGAUAAACUUUAUUCUCAGAAAGGGUGGAAAGGCGCUUGAGGUGAAAGAUGUCAUUCAGGACCUUCAAGAUGGAACUGUGUUGCUUGCACUACUGGAAGUUUUAACAGAGAAAAAAUUGCGACAAGAAAAGGGCAAAAUGCGUGUACAUAAAAUCAACAAUGUAAAUAAGGUAUUAGAAUUGCUACAGGGAUAUGAUACAAAACUUGUCAACAUACGUAGUGAAGAAGUUGUGGAUGGAAAUAGCAGACUUAUUUUAGGUCUGGUGUGGAACAUAAUAAUGCAUUUCCAGUUUAAAGCUGCAAUACACCAAACAAUGGGUAGUGCUGAAACAAACAGUGAGUUGGAAAAAUCACUCCUUAACUGGUGCAGACAGUGCACUCAAAGGUAUCGAGAAGUUGAUAUCCGCAAUUUUACAACAUCAUGGCGGGAUGGUCUAUCAUUUAAUGCAAUUAUUCACUACCAUCGACCAGACUUGUUUGAUUAUCAAAAGAUCCUGGGAAGACCGCCAAAUAUAAAUCUUGCACAUGCAUUUGAGAAGGCUAGGACUUCAUUAGGUGUUCCUUCUUUACUUGAUCCUGAAGAUGUGAACAUUGACCAUCCCGACAAAAAAUCAAUAAUAAUGUACGUCUCUGCUAUGUAUGAAGCAUUAUCCAAACAAAAAGAAACAGAAAGCGAAGGUUCAGAACUAGAACAACAGGCUGCAAGGUCGGGUAGUCCAACACCAUCUUCUGUCUCAAAUAUGUCAGAGUGGGAUGAUUAUAACGAAACACUUACCCAAGUCUUAACAUGGCUUCUUCAUGCAGAAACACAGUUAAAUCAGCAAGAACCAGUUUCUGUUAAUGUUGACCAAGUGAAGGAGCAGUUUCGAGAACAUGAGGAAUUUAUGAUGGUAUUGACGUCACAUCAAACAAGCGUGGGAAGUGUCCUUGAGUUUGGAAGUCAGCUAAUUAAUGAAGGAAUUGUUAUUGGAAAGGAAGAGAAGGAUAUACGAGAACAAAUGGCAGUGCUCAGUGAUAGGUGGGAGAAUUUGCGUGUAUCAGCAAUGCAAAGACAGUCAGAACUGCACCAGCACUUGAUGAAACUACAACAGAAGCAGUUAAAAGAGUUAGCUGAUUGGUUAACAAAGGCUGAAAGUAAAAUGUCAUCAGCUGGUCCUAUUGGUUCUGAUUUGGAAACUGUAAAACAACAAGUGGAAGAACACAAAAGAUUUCAAGAAGAUCUGGAGAGUCAACAACAACACGUUAACUCCUUGAGUCACAUGGUUGUUGUUGUUGAUGAAUCAGAGUCGGAAAACGCCACAGCGGAUUUGGAGGAACAACUUGCAACUUUGGGUGAAAGAUGGUCAGCUGUAUGUAAAUGGACAGAACAUAGAUGGGCUCAUCUCCAAGAGAUUCUAACCAGUUGGCAAAAGUAUCGAAAUGAAGAGCAGCGUUUAAGUGACUGGUUGUUUCAGAAAGAAAAAGCUUUGAAAGAUAUUUCAGUAAUAGACAUGGGUGACAAGAACGAAAUUGCAAAGCAAUUGGAUAAGCUCAAGGAGCUCGAAUUUGAGUUGACGCAACAGCAGAAUUCAUUUGGAGAUUUUAACCUUGCUGCGCAAAGUGUUGCACAAACAAUGGAAGAAGAUUCACCUGCAAUACAGGGAAUACAAGACACAAUGGAGGAUUUUAAUCAACGAUGGAAUACUAUUGCAAGCAUGCUAAAUGCAAAAACAAAACAUUUUAAGGGAAUGGAAGAUCAACUGCAAUCAUUUUUGAAAGAGUUAGAAGAAAACUUGUUGUGGAUUUCAGAUACAGAACUACUAUUAAAUCCUCAAAUGAACCCCCAAAAAGAACUUGUUGAGUCACUUGAGCAAGCUGUGCAGAAAAGACGAACUAGCAUCCUGGUUUUGUGUACCAAAGGAGAAGAAUUGGUGAAACAGACCCGAACUGCCGGUCAAUCUGUUGUAGGGCUACAACAAUACAUCAACAGCUUCAAUGAGAGAUGGGAGGCACUUAGUCGCAAUUUAAGCAAUCAAAAAAAUGUAAUUGACUCAUCCGAGAAAAAGAAAGUAUUUAUUGAGGAAACCCAGAAAAUACUCAUAAUGAUAACUGAAAUUGUGACCUAUGUGGAAACACUAUACAUAGAAUUGAAAAAUAAUCCAAAGGAAAGAUUGAUAAGAAUUGAGAUCAAGUUGAAAGAACUUGCACAGUGUCGUACCUCAUUAGAAAAAAUGUUAAUGGAAAGUAAACACAUCCCUGAUCCGGCAUUAAAGUCAGCUAUUGAAAUGGAAGUAAAAACUGUUACACAAAAGCUGCAAGAUGUUGAAAUUUCUUUACAAGAAAAACAAAAGGCUACUGUAGAAGUCAUUCAAAGUACGCCACCACCUGAAUUUUUGAAUCACAUGGAAGCUAUUCGUACCGUAGUUGACGAGGUUUUUCCAUUUGUCAGUAAAGAGUUCAAGUAUAAUGAAAUUAGAAGAAUGCAGGAAUUAGCAGAAAAUCUUAAGACAAAAUUGCAGAAGCUUCAUGAUCAAGAAAUCAAUUUGAAAACACUAACUAAGCAGCAAAAAGAAAUGUUGCGAAACUUAUCUCCUGAUAAGAUACAAAAGUUUCAAAAACAGUUGACUGACCUCGGAAGACAAUGGUCAGAUUGUAAAAAUAUUACAGAAGCUCGCCUUCAACGUGUAAACGAGGCUGUGACACAAACAAAGGAAUUGGAAACUGCAAUGGGAGAAACCUUUAACUGGAUGGAUGAUGUUGACAAAUUUUUGGAAGAAAUCACUGGGACGAUUGCUGAAGGAGAUGCCGAAACAAUUGAAUCUCAAGUUCAAGAAGUAGAGGCUUUACAACAAGACAUUGCCACAGUGCAGAAGAAAGUUGAUUCAUUGAUCGAAACCUGUAACUUGAUUAUUAACCGAUCUGAGCCAGAGUACUCCUCUGCGUUAAAGGUGAAGCUGACUAGUUUAAGUGAAAGAUGGUCUGGUAUCAUUGCAACCACUGAGAAGCAGAAGGAAAACUUACGAAAUGCUGGUUUAAAAUUCCAGGAAGUUGACGCAGGUGUUAAAGAAAUUCUGCAAUAUUUGAAAGGAUUGGAAAAUAGUUUUAAGAAUGAAAAUUUGAGCAAGCUGGACAAAAUUUCCCUAAAAUCAAAGUUAGAACAAUAUGAGGUUAUUGAUGCUCAGUUAAAAGCUAAGGGUGUUAUCAUUAAAGACUACACCAACAUUGUCCAACAAUUAAUCUCAUCAGCACCUAGUGACGCAGAAACUCCUCCUGUUGUUAAAGAUUUGGAAUUAGCAAGCAAAAUGUUUGUCAAUGUCUCUUCUAGUACUAAGGAUAUCAAUGUUAAACUUGUGAAAGGAAAAAAGAGUAUGGAUGAUUUUGAUGGCUUAUUGUCAACUCUAUACAGAUCAAUGGAAUUACUAGAUGCAGCCAUUGCAAAGUCUUCUGAGAAACUUGAUGGCGAUGAUAACGAAUUGCAAAAAUGUUUAGCUGUAUUAGAUGAGGUUUCUAAGAAGCUAAAACCUGAGGAAACUGUGAAGGUUGAUGAGCUGGGUGCUACCAUAAUAAAAAGUGAUAUUUGCACUUCCACAGUUCACAAUAUGUUGGGUGAUUAUAAAUCUCGCUUGGAUGACACUAAAGAAAGAUGUAAAAAGGUGCAACAUAUACUUGAAGGUGAACUGAUGAAGCGCCAACAGCUUCGAAAAGAUCUUGUGAACAUCAAUGAUUGGCUUACUAAAGUGGAAAAAGAUGCUGAUGAUCGUAUAAAUGGAAACAUUGAUACUUCAGAUGAAUAUAUUGAUGCAUUUAAAGAGGAGAUUUCUCUGAAUGAAGCAUUAGUCUCAUCUGCAGAGAGAUCGAUAAAGGAACUUCUGAAUACAGGAAAACCUGCCAAUCACCAGGAUCUUUUGGACAAACUAGAUGGUGUAAAAUCAAGGUGGACGAAAUUACUUGAGACAUUUGAAGUAUUAAAAACAAGGCCCAGGCAAAAAGAAUUGGAAAUGAAAUUUGCAGCGUUAGAAGGUAGUGUUCUUUCAGACAUUGAUAAUUUGAAAAGGAAAUCAAAAAAGAUUAAACUAGUUUCACCUGAAGUCAACGAAAUCCAUAUCGCUGUCGAAAAUUUGGAGGAACUUGCUAAGGGGUGUGAUGCUAUCCACAAUGAUAUUCAGACAAUUAAAUCUUAUGCAAAAGAUUUAUCCACAAAAAACAGCAGUGGAAUUGAACAACAAGUGAAGCAAGUUGAGCAAGACUUCGAAAAAGCUAAGGAAAUGUUGAAGAGCAAAGAAAAGGUAUUCGCAGAUGCACUUCCAUUAUCAGAAUCAGUGUAUGCCAAUCUUGAAAGUCUAGAUGUUUGGUUAAAGAAAACCAGUGAGAGUCUUCAAGGUGUCGUUUUGCAGCCUCUCCCUGUCACGCCAGAAGAAAGCAUUAACGUUGUACAAGGGAUUGUUAAAUCAGUAAAUGAAAAAGCGAAUGAUACACAACAACUAUGUAGCAAUGCAUCACAUUUGGCAAAAAUGUCUGAAGAGCCUGCAUUUGUAGCCAUGGAGACUCGAGUUCGUGACAUACGUGAGGUAUACCUUGACAUCAAACAGGAGUCCAGUGACAAGCUAAACACACUGCAAAAUUGGGUUCAAGAGCUUGAUGAUUACGAAAAGAAAGUUGACGAGUUAAAUGUUUGGAUCGAUAGUAGAUUAAGCAUGUUAGAUACUAUCGGUGGGAUGUCAGCUAAGUUUGACCUUGAGAUGGAACUAAACAAACUGAAGGGUCUUAUGUCACUUAUAACCUCUAAAGAGUCAGAUUUGGAUUCAUUAAAGAGUCGAGGGGAUGAGAUUGCAAAUAAGGGAAAUUCAAGUAUUGUCGAGCCUUAUGAGAAAAAAAUUUAUAAACGAUGGGAUGAUAUGGAAAAAAAAUGCAACGAUGUUGAAGCAUCACUUCUUUCCAAAUUGAAAGAAAUUCAAAAUGCAGAGCAGCAACCGCCAGUAAAACAACGUAGGGUGUUAGCAGAAGAAGAGGUUAUUAUUGACGAACCUGUUGAAAUAGUGGAAGUUGAGUCUGCUCCAGCAGAAUUAAUUCCUGACGACGAUGAGGUAAUUGUACCAGUAAGUUCUGCUAAUGUGGAGUCAAUCCCUGAACCGAUAGAACCAUCGACUCCCACCGUGGCAACAUCACAGGGAAUAAAAAUUAACAUUACAUCCAAGUCGACUAAAAAUAGAGUACAGCUAAGCUUCUCAUCAAGACCAGCAACAAAAAAAUAUCGAGCAGAAAAGAAAGUCAACUUCCAACAAAGUGUAGAAGAAAUGAUACUCGAGAUUGAAGCACUGGAGGCUUCACUUCCAGACCUUAAGACAAGUAGUGAAGAUGGAAUCAUGAGCUUGGAAAUGAAUGUCGAGAAAUUGGAGGACCAAUUAAGUGAGUUGCAACCUGACUUUGAAAGUAUGAUGGACGAAGCGAAUGAUGUGUUAAAGGGACUUGAUGGUGAUGAUGCGAAAAAGGAACCCAUUCUUAAACUUUCACGUAAAAUUAGCACAUUACAUGCAGACUUAGCACAUCGCAGACAAAGUUUAAAAGAUGCAGACUUUAAGUUCUCUCAAAUGAAGAACCAUAUUUCUAAGGUGGAAUUGUGGCUAGAUCGUACUGAAAAACUGCUGCAAAAAGAAAAAAAUGCAGAAAAACUUAAGGAAAUCGAAGAUACCAUUGAGCAGCAUGCAGCUGAAUUGGAGGCAGUCAACAUCAGAGCUGAGCAGUUAUCUGGUGUUUGCGCUGACUCCAUUAUUCCUAAGAAACAUAUUGCUACUUUAAAUAAAAGGUUCAAUACAGUUGCUUACAAAUUUGAAAAAUAUCAAAGUGCUGAAGAAAAAGUUACAACAUAUAAGAUAAGCGUUGAAACUGGUGAUCUUGCAGACGCUGAAACACGUUCUAAUGUACACAUUAAACUGUUUGGUGAGUACGGUAACAGUGACCAGUUGCAAUUGCGUCAAUCGGAAACAAAACGAAAAAAGUUUCAACCUGGACAAGUUGAUUUGUUUACGUUUAAGAAUCAACCAUGGUUAGGAAAGCUUUCUAAAUUAAGAGUUUGGCAUGAUAACGAAGGAACAAAUCCUGCGUGGUAUUUAGCAACAAUAUAUGUUCUUGAUGAGCUCUCUGGUCGUUUGUUUUGUUUUGUGUUCAACUCGUGGUUAAGUAAAGAGGCUGGAGCUGUAUUAAAAGAGAUACCAGUAAAUGGCAUGGCAUUGUUUCAAGAGACAUCACCAGACUUUAUGAUAAAAAAGCAUAGAACAACUGAUGUUCGGUGGCUUUUUGAUAAAUUCAGUGUUCCUGCACCUGACUCUAAACUGAAACCGUACAAAGAAAUUGUAUCAGAUAUUAAGAAAACAAUUGAAACCAUUGAAAACAUAGAGAGCAAAUUGAACCAACCUUGUUUCAUCGGUAAACCUUUUGAUGAGUUUAGUAAACAAGAGGAAUUAUUGCAGGAUGUAGAAACAUCUAUUAACAAGUUGGAUCCAACUGUAACUCACUUAAUGAUAAUACGCGAGCAAUAUUUGCCCAAAUGUAAACAAGAAGAAAUGGUGGAAAUUGAUGUAAAUCUGACAGCAAUGAGAACAAGAUGGAAUGCUUUGAACAAGGAGUUUAAAAACCGCCAUGUUGCUUAUGAUAAAAACGUUGAUUUGUGGAAAACUUUCCAUGGAGAUCUGGACACCAUUUUAUUGUUCUUGAGUGGAGUUGAGAAUCAGUUAUCGUCCGGCAGACAGAACUAUGAAGAGGCGAAGGAAAUUCAAAAUGGCUUAAAUUUGCACGAAGAUAGAUUAAAUUCACUGAACCUACAAGCUGAUGAUAUCAUCUCGCAGUCUUCAGACCAAGAAAGACAAAUAUUGCAGCAAAAAUUGGAUGUACUUAAUACAAGAUGGAAUAAAGUUUCAUCCAGUGUGAAUGACCAAAAAAUGAGUUUCAUUUUGGAUGAUGUGCAACUGAAGAAGUACAUCCAGGGAUCAGACGAGUUAAAAUUGAAGCUUGACAAGCUAUACGAUGUUGUGUUCCAUGAAAAACCACACCCUGUUGAUGAAGAUGAACUGGAAACAUACUUGAAAAAACUAAAGAAUGGGGAAGAAGAUAUUUCAGACUUGCAAAAAGUUAUGUUUAAUUUAAAGAACGAUGCAAAGAAGAUUCUUUCUCGAACAGAUCUUUCUUCAUCUCAACUUAAUGAAAUCAAAUCACGUGGUGACAGCCAACAACGACAGUGGCAGGAUGUUUGCUUAGGACUAGGGAAACGCAGAGGCGUAGUAGAAGAUAAAUUAUCAAGAGCUUCUAAGUUUCUUGAAGAGUUGGAAGAAUUAUCCGUGUGGAUGUCAGCUACAAGAGAAUUGCUGCAAGGUCAACAACAGGGCAAGCCUGGUUUCCACGUCGAUCCAGAGACAAUCAAAUUGGCGUUAGAAACAAGAAAAGCCAACGUGGAAUCCAUCAACAGGUUAUUGACUGAAUUCAAAGCUGAGGGCGAACUAGCGAGCGGCCAAUUCCCUUCAGAUGUCGCAGCAAAGAUCGCUCGUUUAAAUGCUGAUUGGCAGGUGAUCAUCAGAUUAGCGAUUGCGCUAAAAGAUCGACCUGUUAGUGAAGAGAUGGUGGUUGCAGAAUCGCUACAAGAACGUGAAUCAGCCGCACCCAUGUUUGAAUCAGCUAAUGGCGACUUCAGUAUGGAUGCAACUGAUCAAUCUCCAACGAGUCCGUUUGAUAAAAACGUUGCUCAACUUCACGAUUGGUUAAAAUUGAUCGACCACAAAUUGAAAGGUUUGACAACAGUGGUUGGUGAUGAUGAUGACAUGGAUUCGUCACUGCAAAAACAAGCAUCGAUUCAAAUGGAGAUGGAAAACAGAAAAAGCGAUCUUGAGGACAUAAUAGAAAUGGCUGCUGCAUUAAAUAUGGAAUGUGAUAACGAAAGUCUAAAUUAUGCAGUAGAUGAUAAAAUCUCAAAACUGAAAGAGCACUGGGAAACUGUAUGGGAGAAAGUGAUAGGACAAAGGCAUUCACUUGAAAAAUUGAUCGGUGAUUGGAGACGAUACAACGAGCUGAGACUGCAGCUUGACAACUGGUUGUACAAAGCAGAAGUGCAGCUGAGUGAGAAUAGAAAAGUUGGGACCACUGUUACUGAACUUGAAGAACAACAAGUUAAACAUAAGAAUUUCCAUCAAGAAUUGAACACGUGGUCAGGCAACUAUAACAGUCUACGUUUACUUUGUGAAAACUUGCUACGUGAGCACACGCAACACAACCUCAAUCGAUUUAAAGCAACUUGGGACGAAAUCAACACACGCUGGAACGAAGUUGAACAGAGUUCAAACACACGCCAGCAAUCUCUACAAGACGCGUUGGACCGUCUCUUAGUUUUCCACAAAAACAUGAUCUCCGCCCUCACAUGGCUGUCGUCGGCUGAGUCGAAAGUCGCCGAACUCGACUCCCUUGUCGAGGCGAGUCAAGCAGAAGAUUCAAACGACAUGGAAGAGUUACAAAGAGAAAUGUUGGAGCUUGAAGAAGAUAUAGCUUCACAUCAAGUCAUGUUCCGCAGCUUAAACGAAACAGGAAAUCAGAUCAUGGUAGACUUAGAAGCAGGCGAAGUCCGAACUGCUCUCCAAUCGAAACUUGAUGAUAUGAACGAUCGCUGGAAUAGUUUAGGUGUACGUGUUCUUGACAUCAGAGACAGAAUGUCGGACGGUAAUGGAGAGUGGAGACAGUUAUUGCUCGAUAUGCAGGAGAUUGUCGAUUGGUUAUCACGAGCCGAUCAGGAACUAAUGUCUCAGCAACCAAUCGGCUCCGACAUUACGACGGUACAGCAACAAAACGAAAAACACGAGGAUUUUAAGAGUAAACUAAACGUGAGAAGAGUAGUUAUUGAACAAGCUUUGGAUCAAGGACACAGCUUUUUACUCAAACAUCAAGCCCAAACACAAGAUCCGAAUUAUUUGGCGCGAAACGAUCACAAUUUGGCCCUGCGCGUGGCAGGAAACCUGCAAACCCAGCUUGAACGCAUCGAAUCGCAGUGGCAAGAUUUGAGACUGACUUCUGAUAAGUGGCAACACGCGAUCAAUGCUGUACUUGAGCUCAUGAAUCAAUUGCUGCACGACAUCGAGACUCUCAACGCACGGCUAACUCAAGCAGAACAACAAGUGAAUCACUGGUCACCUACGCCAGAAACUGUUGCUGAUAAUAUCCACAUACAGUUGGACGAAGUCAAGAACCUUCAUGAACAGUUGGCUAACCUCGAGCCCCAGUUUGACAAUAUGAACGGCACAGCAAAAGAAAUUCGACAUAUCCACGGUGUUUCGUUAGCCAACCGAACGGAACAUAUUAUGGACCAGCUCCAGGAACGCUGGAAGCAGUUGCUAGGCGACACCCAAACACGUCAGCAAAACCUGCAAAACUUAAUGGCGGAUGGGGAUGUUCAAAAUGGUACCUCCUCCUCUCUUCAAGGUAGCGUUUUGGCGCCAUGGGAACGAGGCCAAGCUAUAAAUAAAGUACCGUAUUUCAUAAACCAUGACACAAAAACAACACAGUGGGACCAUCCUAAAAUGAACGAUCUCUAUCAGACGUUAUCGGAACUGAACGAUGUUAAAUUUGCUGCGUACAGAACUUCGAUGAAGCUGCGGUGUAUUCAAAAAGCAUGUUGUUUGGAUUUGGUGGACAUGAACAGUUGUGUAACCAACGCAUUUGAUCGUCACCAAUUGACUGGAAACGAAAACCUUAUUGACGUUGGUGAAAUGAUUGACGUGCUUUUGACGAUAUUUGAAAGCGUCGAAAAAGCGCGAAAAGAUGCCAUCAUCGUCCCACAAUGUGUCGACAUGACGCUAAACUGGCUGCUUAAUGCUUAUGACAGUGGACGCAUUGGUAAAAUUCGUGUUCUGUCAUUCAAGAUUGGUAUUAUCUUAUUAUCACGUGCUAAAUUGGAAGAUAAAUGGAAAUAUUUGUUCCGCCAAAUUUCUGAUGGAACUGGCCAUACUGACUCAAAGAAAUUGGGAUUACUUCUCCACGAUUGUGUUCAGAUUCCCCGACAACUUGGUGAAAUUGCGGCAUUUGGUGGUAGUAACAUCGAACCGAGCGUCAGAAGCUGUUUCGAAAAGGCUAAAAAUCAAUCUUAUAUUGACGCUAGUAAUUUCGUUGAUUGGACGGCAGCCGAACCACAGUCCUUAGUAUGGAUGCCAGUGUUGCACCGACUCGCUGCAGCAGAAACUGCGAAACACGAUGCGAAGUGCAGUAUAUGUAAAGAAUAUCCCAUUGUCGGCUUCCGUUAUCGUUGUCUAAAAUGUUUCAACUAUGAUCUGUGUCAAAGUUGUUUUUGGUCUGGUCGUGUUUCAAAGAGCCACAGAAUUACUCACCCAAUGCACCAGUAUAGUUUAGCUACGACCACGGGAGAAGACAUGUCAGAUUUUGUCAAACUCAUGAAAAAUAAAUUCAAAUCACGACGUUAUAGAAGUCGACCUCCCAAAAAACUCGGUUAUUUACCUGUGCAGACUAUUAUGGAGGGAAGCACCAUUGAAACACCAUCAAUUCCUUCAACUCCAGAUAUGAAUAAUUUUUCAUUUCAAAGUAUGAAUGGUUCAGCUUCACCUGACUCUACCAGACAACACAUGGAAGAAGUGGCUGAAGAGCAUAGACUAAUUCAACAAAUGUGCAACAGUUUAAACGGAGACUUAAACACUGUCACCAACACGCCAAAGAGUCCAUCGCAGAUUCUUGCAGCAUUAGAUAUUGAUCAACAACAAGACAUUGACGAAAGAAUACGUGGCUUAGAAGAAGAACACCAAGCGCUUCAAUCAGAAUAUAGCCGAUUAAAAGAGAUUCGAACUAAUAGUUCCGAAAAUGGUAGCCAAUGUAAUGGAACCGACGGUGUGCGCGAUGCCGAACUGAUAGCUGAAGCAAAAAUACUUCGUCAGCAUAAAGGAAAACUCGAAGCGAGGAUGCAAAUACUCGAAGAUCACAACAGACAACUCGAAGCACAGCUACGACGGCUUAGACAACUACUUGAACAGCCUCCCUCUGAACGCGAUCGUUCCGUUGGAAACGUUCAGUCACCACCAUCACCGUCAAGAGUAACGCCGGCUUUGACGCCGUCAUCGUCGUACCACGGCUCCCCCGAACUGUACAGACGCGGCAUGUCGAGCACUCCGUACUCAGCUGAAAAUGCUAUUGAUAUACACCAGGUUACAACUCAAAUUGAACACGCUUUUCCAGUGGAUUAACAUUUCUUAGGCAAUUUUUCUCAUGUACGUCUAUUUUGUUUUUGUUAAUAAAACACUAACCCGCAGUUUCUUUAAUAAAAAUGUUAAAAGAAUUUGUGGGUAUUGUAUAUUUAUAUCCAUUUUCAUAUUUUUGUAAUUUGUA
Messenger RNA from Hydractinia symbiolongicarpus, 11757 nucleotides. RefSeq names its product utrophin-like. The transcript has 65 exons. Gene Ontology annotation, molecular function: protein binding; zinc ion binding. NCBI's taxonomy places the organism in Eukaryota, Metazoa, Cnidaria, Hydrozoa, Anthoathecata, Hydractiniidae. Bases 336 to 11615 code for a protein of 3759 amino acids. Gene Ontology annotation, biological process: synaptic signaling. Gene Ontology annotation, cellular component: plasma membrane. The record is from RefSeq and is a predicted model, not a curated record.